UGGGUUAUUUCAAAGUUCAGCAAUCGCAAAGAGAGCGAUCGAAGUAAUCAAUCCCUUUCUGUCUCUAAUCUUCAAAGUCUUUCUCUUUCUCUCUAAGCUUCAAUCUCUCUCUCUCUCUAAAAUUAAGGGUUUCGAGAAAUGGGGGAUAACAAUUUGAUGGAGAAGGUUAGCGCAUUUGGUGAGCGCUUGAAAAUUGGGGGAUCAGAGGUUGGUCGUAAAAUGAGUGCCGGUAUGAGCUCCAUGAGCUUCAAGAUGAAGGAGCUCUUCCAAGGCCAGAACCAGGCCGAGAAGAUCGUAGAAGAAGCGACAGCUGAGACCAUGGAUGGACCAGAUUGGUCCUCUAAUUUGGAGAUAUGUGAUAUGGUUAAUGGUGAGAAAAUCAGUAGCCAAGAUGUUAUUCGAGCUCUAAAGAAGAGGAUCAUGCUUAAGAAUGCUAGGGUUCAGUAUUUAGCUCUGGUUCUUCUUGAAACAUUAGUGAAGAACUGUGAGAAGGCUUUCUCAGAGAUUGCUUCUGAGAGGGUUUUGGAUGAGAUGGUGAAGAUGAUCGAUGAUCCUCUGACAGUUGUGAACAAUCGAAACAAGGCUUUGAUUCUUAUUGAAGCAUGGGGGGAGUCUUCAGAGGAACUUCGGUACUUACCUGUUUUUGAGGAGACUUACAAGAGCUUGAAAUCUAGAGGUGUACGUUUUCCUGGACGAGAUAAUGAAAGUUUGGCUCCAAUUUUCACCCCACCACGUUCAGUUUCUGAUGUGGACUUGAAUACUGAUCCUCUUGGACAUCAGCACCCUCAGUUUGCACAGAAUGAGAACUUCCAUGAUGUUGUUGCUCAAAGCUUUACCCCAGAGCAAACAAAAGAAGCAUUUGAUGUGGCUCGGAACAGCAUUGAACUCCUUUCUACUGUUUUAUCCUCUUGUCCCCAGCAAGAUGCUCUCGAGGACGACCUAUCCACCACGCUCGUGGAGCAGCUGCGCCGCUCCCGAUCGACCAUCCAGAGAAUCAUUGAGACAGCAGGGGACAAUGAGGCCUUACUCUUUGAGGCCCUUAACUUGAAUGAUGAGAUUCAAAAGGUUUUCUCUAAAUAUGAAGACCUCUACAAGCCUGUUUCAGCUCCACCUGCACCAGAACCUGCUAUGAUACCCAUUGCAGUUGAGGCUGAAGACUCUCCAAGAGUGGCCCAUGAAGACCCACUUGUUAGAAAGCCUGCAAAUUCUAGGUCGAGAAGUGGAGAAGAUGAUGAUAUAAUGCAUGAUUUGGAUGAGAUGAUCUUUGGCAAGAAGGGCGGCUCAUCAGAUGGGCAGGACCCAAAAAAGAAUCAGAACAAAGAUGAUCUCAUUAGGUUCUAGAUUGUGACGGUGAUCUCUCUCUCCCCCCACCCCAGGGGCGCGCCCGCAUUCACACAUACAUACAUCAGAACAAAGAUGAUCUCAUUCUAGUUCUUGAUUGUGAACUCUCUCUCUCCCCUCCAACAUCAUCAGAACAAAGACGGUCUCAUUACAGUUCUAGAUUAUGAGGUCUCUCCCUCUCUCUCUUCUUUUGACAGGUUUGGAAUAGGAGAAUGGUUGGGAGUGUUAUAUUUUUAUUGUUGACUGCAGGAGGACUCUUUGGAUUUUCUUCGCAUUUAUGUAAAUCCUAUUCCUUGUAGAAGUGGUUUCUGUUGCU
Amborella trichopoda is the source of this 1657-nucleotide messenger RNA. Its product is annotated as Target of Myb protein 1. Gene Ontology annotation, molecular function: phosphatidylinositol binding; ubiquitin binding. NCBI's taxonomy places the organism in Eukaryota, Viridiplantae, Streptophyta, Magnoliopsida, Amborellales, Amborellaceae. The record is from RefSeq and is a predicted model, not a curated record. Gene Ontology annotation, biological process: protein transport to vacuole involved in ubiquitin-dependent protein catabolic process via the multivesicular body sorting pathway.